AUGCAACUCAAACCAUGGCUCCAAGUCAACUCUCCCCGACACAUUAUCGAGGAGGGACAUGAAGAAGGAUUUGAAGACGGCCAGGAAGCGUCGCCCUACACGAAAUCCGUGCUCUUCGCCAACUCUCUCACUCAUCCAACCUCGCCACAGACUCUUCUCGUGUCCACAGCAAAACUCUUUCCUGUAGUGGAAGCUCUUUUCACUCAGAAAUCGAAACCCAUCAAUCUCGGCGAGAUUGUCGGCGAGAUUCAGCUCAAAAAGAAUGCCCAGAGCGCAGAAAACAGACGCAAGUUUACCACCGACUUUUUGGAGGAGGAAGACGAGGAGGACGAGCUGGAGGAUGUCACUAAAGAGCUGAUCACCUCCCACAAGGUAAUCCUAUCGCCAGUUCAGUAUGGAGAUGUGGUUCUAGUGGAAAUCAAGCAGGAUGAGCUUCUUCUGGCACAUGGGUUUGCUCAACAGUUGGUUGAUCUAAUCAAACCCUGCCAAGCGCUCAUUCUUGCACCUGGUAACACCAUUGCUGACGUUCAUGUGCACCAGCUGGAUGUGGGUAAGUCGAAUCUCGUCCCCCUGGCUUCCACACCUCUGCUGCAGUCUCCAAACUUCAUAUCUGGACUAGGAGCCGCCGUUCUCACCCGAUGUCAGCAGUCACAGGUGCCUGCCACAGCACUAGUGGUCCAGAAUGUGGGCACUCAGUCGUUCGAGCGAUACCAGAGUGACACGUUCGAGGACCUGACUGGAAUUCUCGCCGGAGUUUUCGGGCUCGACGCAGCAAAGGCGUUGAAGGAGUUGAGAGCAGAUGAUGGCGUUGCUGGACUGUACCUGUAG
Molecule: messenger RNA, 828 nt
Organism: Yarrowia lipolytica CLIB122
Lineage: Eukaryota; Fungi; Ascomycota; Dipodascomycetes; Dipodascales
Biological process (GO): proteasome core complex assembly
Cellular component (GO): endoplasmic reticulum
Molecular function (GO): proteasome binding
Source: RefSeq, a predicted model, not a curated record